Molecule: messenger RNA, 4647 nt
Organism: Erinaceus europaeus (western European hedgehog)
Lineage: Eukaryota; Metazoa; Chordata; Mammalia; Eulipotyphla; Erinaceidae
Gene: DOT1L
Product: DOT1 like histone lysine methyltransferase
Exons: 28
Coding region: 126-4196 (1356 amino acids)
Biological process (GO): DNA damage checkpoint signaling; DNA repair; regulation of transcription regulatory region DNA binding
Cellular component (GO): nucleus
Molecular function (GO): histone H3K79 methyltransferase activity
Source: RefSeq, a predicted model, not a curated record
GCGCCGUGUGCUCCCUCCCGCCGGCGGAGAUGGCGGCGGCGCUGGCGGCCGCGGGCCUGUGAGCACAAAGCCGCCGGGCCCGCGCCGCCCCCGCCCCCGCGCGUCUAGCAUGCGGCGCCGGCGACAUGGGCGACAAGCUGGAGCUGCGGCUCAAGUCGCCCGUGGGCGCCGAGCCCGCCGUCUACCCCUGGCCGCUGCCGGUCUACGACAAGCACCACGACGCCGCCCAGGAGAUCAUCGAGACCAUCCGGUGGGUGUGUGAGGAGAUCCCCGACCUCAAGCUGGCCAUGGAGAACUACGUGCUGAUCGACUACGACACUAAGAGCUUUGAGAGCAUGCAGAGGCUCUGUGACAAGUACAACCGCGCCAUCGACAGCAUCCACCAGCUGUGGAAGGGCACCACGCAGCCGCUGAAGCUGAACACGCGGCCGUCCACCGGGCUGCUGCGCCACGUGCUGCAGCAGGUCUACAAUCACUCGGUCACCGACCCCGAGAAGCUCAACAACUAUGAGCCCUUCUCGCCCGAGGUCUACGGCGAGACCAGCUUCGACCUGGUGGCCCAGAUGAUCGACGAGAUCAAGAUGACCGAGGACGACCUCUUCGUGGACCUGGGCAGCGGUGUGGGCCAGGUGGUGCUGCAGGUGGCUGCAGCCACGAGCUGCAGGCAUCACUACGGCGUGGAGAAGGCCGACAUCCCUGCCAAGUACGCGGAGACCAUGGACUCUGAGUUCAGGAAGUGGAUGAAGUGGUACGGAAAGAGACACGCGGAGUACACGUUGGAAAGAGGGGACUUUCUCUCUGAGGAGUGGCGGGAACGCAUCGCAAACACAAGCGUCAUCUUCGUGAACAACUUUGCGUUCGGCCCUGAAGUGGACCACCAGCUGAAGGAACGCUUUGCGAACAUGAAGGAAGGCGGCAGGAUCGUGUCCUCCAAGCCUUUUGCGCCCCUCAACUUCAGGAUCAACAGCCGGAAUCUGAGUGACAUCGGCACCAUCAUGCGUGUGGUGGAGCUGACCCCGCUGAAGGGCUCCGUGUCCUGGACGGGCAAGCCGGUGUCCUACUACCUGCACACCAUCGACCGCACCAUACUUGAAAACUAUUUUUCGAGCCUGAAAAACCCCAAACUCAGGGAGGAGCAGGAGGUGGCCCGGCGCCGGCAACAGCGGGAGAGCAAGAGCGCGACCCCCACGCCCACCAAGGGCCCUGAGGGCAAGCCCCCUGCGCCUCUGGACCCCCCCGUGGACUCGGGUGCGGAGGAGGACAAGCCGGCAGCCGCGGGGAAGAAGCCGUCCCCGUCCAAGGCUAAGAAGAAACUCAAUAAGAAGGGCCGCAAGCUGGUGGGCCGCAGGCGGGGCCGCCCCAAGAAGGCUGGCGCCUCCAACCCUGAGCGCAGGCCCCGCAGGCCCACCCCCGCGCCCCUGCCCGCGCCGCAGGCUCCCCCGGAUGCGCCCGGCCCACAGGACGCCGCCGGCCCCCCCCAGAGCCCCUUCUACCCGCCUCCCCCGGCCCUGCCGAGGCCGCCGGCUGAACAGCUGCUGCGCGCGCCCACCCCGCCCGCCCUGCAGAAGCUGCUCGAGUCCUUCAAGGUGCAGUACCUGCAGUUCCUGGCCUACACCAAGACGCCGCAGUACAAGGCCAACCUGCAGCAGCUGCUGGACCAGGAGAAGGAGAAGAACGUCCGCUUGCUGGGGGCGGCGCAGCAGUUGGCCGGGCACUGCCAGGCCCAGAAGGACGACAUCCGCCGGCUGUUCCAGCAGAAGCUGGAUGAGCUGGGCGUGAAGGCGCUGACCUACGGGGACCUGAUCCAGGCGCAGAAAGAGAUCUCGGCCCACAACAUGCAGCUGCGCGAGCAGACGGAGCAGCUGGAGAGAGACACGCGGGCGCUGAGGGGCCACAGCCUGCGGCUGCUGCGAGCGCGCUGUGAGGAACUGCGCCUGGACUGGGCCACCCUGUCCCUGGAGCAGCUGCUGGAGGAGAAGCGGGCGCUGCGGAGCCAGAUCUCGGAGAAGCAGAGACACUGCUUGGAGCUGCAGAUCAGCAUCGUGGAGCUGGAGAAGAGCCAGCGUCGCCGGGAGCUCCUGCAGCUCAAGUCGGCGGGACCCCCCGAGGACGGGCUGGGGGCCUCCCGCGGGCCCGGGCCGGGCCGGGACCCCGAGGCGGAGCAGGACUGCCCCAAGCCGCUGCCCGCGCCCCAGGGCCUGAGCCCCGAGCCCCCCGCCCCGACCGCCCGUGUCCCCGUGCCCGCCAGGCAGACGCCCCCCGUGCCCACCGAGGGGGAAGCAGGGCCCUGCGCCCCUGCGCACGGCAGGCGGGGGGAGCGGCCGGACUACUCGCGCCUGUCCCCCGCCAAGCUGGCCCUGCGGCGACACCUCAGCCUGGAUCCCCGGCCCGGCCCCGGGGACGCCCACCCGCGCCCCGAGCUCGCCAGGGAGAACGGGCCGCCCGGCCCCGCGCUGCCCAACGGCCUGAGGCUGAGCCCGCAGGAGGCCCGGCCGGCCUCACCCCCGGAGAAGACCAGUGAGAAGGGCCCGCGAGAGCGCACGUUCUGCGGGGAGGCCAUCACCAGCCUCCCGGUCCGCAUCCCGUUGAGCACCGUGCAGCCCAGUAAGCUGCCCGUCAGCAUCCCCCUGGCCAGCGUGGUGCUGCCCAGCCGCGCCGAGAAGCGGAACACCCCCAGCCCCGGGCUGCAGACGCGAGACUCGGCGCUGGACAGGCCGUCGGGGGGCAGGAGCCUGGCGGGUGCCACUCCAGGCUUAUACACGGGCGUGGCCACCAUUGGUGGGGUGCUUGCGGGCAGCCCGGCCUCCCUGGUGUCCGCGGAGCCGGCCGGCGCCGACGAGGGCCCGGGCGGACUGUUCUGUGCCCUGGGGUCCCGCAGUUCGACCCCGCAGCACCCUGCGCUCCCGGCCCGGCCGCACGCCCCCACCUCGCCCGCACCCGUGCCGCUGCCGUGUGCCAGCCCCAGGCCGGGGCUGGGCGCCACCGUCCCCGAGGCCGGCAGGGGGGAUCCGCCCGCCGAGCUGCCCGGCUUCUCGGACGUGGAGGGCGAGGCCCGGCGCCGCGUGGUCCUCUCUCUGUGCGCCCGGCAGUCCCCGUCCAGCAAGCACAGCCCCCUGCCCGGCACCCGCGGGGAAGCCCCGGACGGCCGCAAGCGGGGGCGCAGGAAGCGGACAGGGACCCCCGCGCCGGGCACCGGCCUGUCCCCUAAGCGCCGGGCCCUCCCUGCCAUGGCCGGGCUCUUCAUGCAACCCACGGGGUCCCCGCUCAACCUCAACUCCAUGGUGAGCACCAUCAACCAGCCCCUGGAGAUCACGGCCAUCUCGUCCCCCGACACGCCUCUGCGGGGCUCGCCCGGGCCUCCCGCCGACCUGGACCAGCCCCCCGUCCUCAAGAAGGAGCGGCCGCUGGGCCCCCCCAACGGGGCACAGUACUCCCCCCUCACUUCCGAGGACGAGGAUGACCCCGGCUCCGACGAGGACACGGGCAGCGCCAGGAUCGAGCGCAAGAUUGCCACCAUCUCCCUGGAGAGCAAGUCCCCCCCAAAGAGCCUGGAGAACGGGCUGGGUCUGCUGGCCAGGAAGCCCCCGUCCUCGGUGGAGCCGGUCAACAGCAGCAAGUGGAAGUCCACCUUCUCGCCCAUCUCUGACCCGGGCCUGGGCAAGGCGGCCGACAGUCCACUGCAGGCGGCUGGGCUCUUCUCCUUGCGGCCCGUAGACGAGCUGGGUGCCGCCCCCCCACGAAAGGCUUUUGCAGGGGCCCCAGGCGGCGGGGGGCUGAGCCCCGGUGGGGGCGCGGCCGGCUUCCCGUUCGCGGGCGGGCUGGCCGGCGAGCUGGGGCUACACGGCCUGGACGGCGCCCCUGGCCCGGCGGCCUUCCCUGUGGCCCGCGCCAAGGAGGCGGGCGGCGCCCCCAAGGCCGAGCCCAAGGCCGCGCACAAUCUUUUCAUCUCCUCAGCCGCGCCCCCCUCGGGGCUGCUGGGUGGCCCCGGGGCCUCGUCCGCGACCACCUCCCGCCCCUUCCUGGGCGCCUUCGCGCCCGGCCCCCAGCUGCUGGGCCCCAUGGCACUGCCCGCCGGCCUGGGCCCCUCCGUGCUGCAGUCGCUGUUCAGCCCCAUGCCUGCCGCCGCCCGGCUCUCCGGCUCCCACACCAUGGGCGGCUUCUCCGGCGUGGCCGGCGGCACCGUGGGAGGUAACUAGGAUCCUACCUCAGCCACUGCCCGCCCGCCCGCCCGCCCACCCACCCCGCAAGGCUGCGCCGAGGAGCCGAGGACCCAGGCCGGGCGCUACUGUGAAGCGAGGUCGAUGCCGCCCGCCCUGCAGCCGCAGCUGGUGCUCCUGCUGGUGCUGAUGCCCGCCCGCCCGCCCGCCCGCCCGUCCCGGGACAGGGCCCAGGGCCCAGGCUGAGGCUGGGAGGACACACGUGGUGCUGGAGGCGCCGCCCUCGGGCGCGGGCGGGUGGUCGCCGAGAUCUCAGGUGCUGCCCUGGGGCGGAGCAGACAGAUGGUGCUGGGCGAGCAGCCCCUCGGCUUCGGUGCUGGUGCUGCUGUGGACCGGACCAGACCGGACCGGACAGGGCACCUCUAUGAAUUGUGAUUAUUUAUGGCUCGUGCCCGCGCCCGUGCCGUCUAAUAAACCGUCUCCACCACCG